Arvicola amphibius (Eurasian water vole) is the source of this 2338-nucleotide messenger RNA. It is a transcript of the gene Hsf1, whose product is annotated as heat shock transcription factor 1. The transcript has 14 exons. The coding region runs from base 168 to 1832 and encodes 554 amino acids. Gene Ontology annotation, biological process: regulation of DNA-templated transcription. Gene Ontology annotation, molecular function: sequence-specific DNA binding; DNA-binding transcription factor activity. NCBI's taxonomy places the organism in Eukaryota, Metazoa, Chordata, Mammalia, Rodentia, Cricetidae. The record is from RefSeq and is a predicted model, not a curated record.
CUAGCGAGAGCGCGCCGGUCGCAAGAUGGCUGCGGCCAUGCGAGGCCUUGCUGUGUGUGCGCAGCGGGCGGCGGAGCAGCUCGGGCAGCAGGGACAGCGACGACACUAGCUCAGCCCUCAGCCACUCUUCUAGAACGCCAUCCCAGCCUCUGCCAGCUUCGUCCGAAAUGGAUCUGGUCGUGGGCCCCGGUGCAGUUGGGCCCAGCAAUGUCCCGGCCUUCCUAACCAAGCUGUGGACCCUCGUGAGCGACCCGGACACCGACGCGCUCAUCUGCUGGAGCCCGAGUGGGAACAGCUUCCACGUGUUUGACCAGGGCCAGUUUGCCAAGGAGGUGCUGCCCAAGUACUUCAAGCACAACAACAUGGCCAGCUUUGUGCGGCAGCUCAACAUGUAUGGCUUCCGAAAAGUAGUCCACAUUGAGCAGGGCGGCCUGGUCAAGCCUGAGAGGGAUGACACCGAGUUCCAGCAUCCAUGUUUCCUGCGUGGCCAGGAACAACUCCUUGAGAACAUCAAGAGGAAAGUGACCAGUGUGUCCACUUUGAAGAAUGAGGACAUAAAAAUACGCCAGGACAGUGUCACCAGGCUGUUGACGGAUGUGCAGCUGAUGAAGGGGAAGCAGGAAUGUAUGGACUCCAAGCUCCUGGCCAUGAAGCACGAGAACGAGGCCCUGUGGCGGGAGGUGGCCAGCCUGCGACAGAAGCAUGCCCAGCAGCAAAAAGUUGUCAACAAGCUCAUUCAGUUCCUGAUAUCACUGGUGCAGUCGAACCGGAUCCUAGGGGUGAAGAGAAAGAUCCCUCUGAUGUUGAGCGAUAGCAGCUCAGCACACUCUGUGCCCAAGUAUGGUCGACAGUACUCCCUGGAACAUGUCCAUGGUCCUGGCCCAUACUCAGCUCCAUCUCCAGCCUACAGCAGCUCUAGUCUUUACACCUCUGAUGCGGUCACCAGCUCUGGACCCAUUAUCUCCGAUAUCACUGAGCUGACUCCUACCAGCCCUUUGGCAUCCCCAGGCAGGAGCAUAGAUGAGAGACCCCUAUCCAGCAGCACCCUGAUCCGUGUCAAGGAAGAGCCCCCCAGCCCACCUCGGAGCCCUCGGGUACUGGAGGCAAGCCCUGGGCGCCAAUCCUCCAUGGAUACACCUUUAUCCCCAACUGCCUUCAUUGACUCCAUCCUUCGAGAGAGCGAGCCUACCCCUGCUGCCUCAAACACAGCCUCUGUGGAUACAACCGGAGCCCAUGCCCCCACACCCCUGCCCUCCUCUACCCCUGAGAAGUGCCUCAGCGUAGCCUGUCUAGACAAUUUGGCUCGCGCUCCACAGAUGUCUGGGGUCGCCCGCCUCUUCCCCUGCCCCUCCUCUUCCUUUCUGCAUGGCCGAGUCCAGCCAGGGAACGAGCUCAGUGAUCACUUGGAUGCCAUGGACUCCAACCUGGACAACCUGCAGACCAUGCUGACAAGCCACGGCUUCAGCGUGGACACCAGUGCACUGCUGGACCUAUUCAGCCCCUCGGUGACCAUGCCCGACAUGAGCCUGCCUGACCUGGACAGCAGCCUGGCCAGCAUUCAGGAGCUCCUAUCUCCCCAAGAGCCCCCCAAGCCUAUUGAGGCAGAGAACAGUAACCCUGACUCAGGGAAGCAGCUGGUACACUAUACAGCUCAACCCCUGUUCCUGUUGGACCCUGACGCUGUGGACACAGGGAACAGCGAACUGCCUGUGCUCUUUGAGCUGGGGGAAAGCUCUUACUUCUCCGAGGGGGAUGACUACACGGAUGACCCCACCAUCUCUCUUCUGACGGGCACUGAACCCCCCAAAGCCAAGGAUCCCACUGUCUCCUAGACGUCCCAGGAGUUGUCAGGAUGGUUUGUGGCUGACGCCCAACCUACCCCUAGGACAUAGCUGGUCCUAGGGAGACAAGACAGUUGCAGUCCAGGGCAUCCUAGGUCAAGUCACCACAACCCCAGUGGAACACAGAUGGGGUGUGAGCCUGGGCAGUACUUCAGGUCAAGAGGACGGUCUUGAGGGCCGCAUACCUGCUGCCUUUACACAGUCCCAGGUCUACUGUCUGCAUCGGACCUUCACAGCCACACUUGGACUGAUCCUGCAGGUUGUUCAUAAAAUUGUAUUUUGGAUUUUUACAUGAGAGUCCCCUUUAGCCCUUCACAAAUAAAUAAAUAAAUAUAUAUAUAUACACACACGCACACAUACAGAUGGACAGAUGAUAAACAGACAGGUUCUACUGUGUUUCCUCCUGCCCUAAGGGAUACAAAAGGUGGUGAUAUAGGCUAGAAGCCCAGAAUGCACUACGUGCCAUCUUGGGGAAAUAAAUAUAGACACCUGUGAUA